ACUCAUUGUACAGAUGCGAAGCGGUUGAUCGGUCGGAAAUUCGAGGACAGCACUGUCCAAAGCGACAUGAAGCACUGGCCGUUCACUGUCGUCAGCGAUGGCGGCAAGCCGAAAAUUAGGGUAGCCUAUAAAGGGGAAGACAAAACUUUCUCCCCGGAAGAAAUCAGCUCAAUGGUGCUUCUGAAGAUGAAGGAAACAGCAGAGGCGUAUCUGGGUAAAACCGUUACAGAUGCAGUCGUCACUGUACCUGCCUAUUUUAACGACUCCCAACGUCAAGCCACAAAGGAUGCUGGUACCAUCUCUGGUCUGAACGUCCUUCGUAUCAUCAACGAGCCAACCGCUGCAGCUAUUGCAUAUGGCUUGGACAAGAAGGUUGGCGGAGAACGCAAUGUUCUUAUCUUCGAUCUUGGUGGAGGAACUUUCGAUGUAUCCAUCCUUUCUAUUGAAGACGGCAUCUUCGAAGUCAAGUCCACUGCCGGCGAUACUCAUUUGGGUGGUGAAGAUUUUGAUAACCGUAUGGUCAACCACUUGCUGCAGGAAUUCAAGCGGAAGUACAAGAAGGAUAUGUCAGACAAUAAGCGAGCUGUUCGUCGUCUCAGAACUGCCUGUGAGCGGGCGAAGCGUACCCUGUCAUCAUCCACCCAAGCUUCUAUCGAAAUUGAUUCUUUGUAUGAGGGCAUUGAUUUUUACACAUCCGUCACUCGAGCACGAUUUGAAGAGCUUUGCGCUGACUUGUUCCGAUCAACUUUGGACCCUGUUGAGAAGUCAAUCCGGGAUGCCAAGAUGGAUAAGGGCGUUAUUAAUGAAAUCGUUCUGGUUGGUGGAUCUACUCGUAUUCCAAGAAUUCAGAAGUUGUUGCAAGACUUCUUCAACGGGAAGGAGUUGAACAAAUCCAUCAAUCCCGAUGAAGCCGUUGCGUAUGGUGCUGCAGUCCAGGCUGCAAUUCUUCAUGGCGAUAAGUCGGAAGAGGUGCAGGACCUUCUGCUUUUGGAUGUAACGCCUCUUUCCUUGGGCAUUGAAACUGCUGGCGGUGUUAUGACCAGCUUGAUCAAGCGGAAUACUACCAUUCCCACGAAGCAGCAGCAGACUUUCACAACUUACUCGGAUAAUCAGCCUGGUGUAUUGAUUCAGGUCUACGAAGGCGAACGUGCGAUGACAAAAGAUAAUAAUCUUCUUGGCAAAUUCGAGCUUUCCGGAAUUCCCCCUGCUCCUCGUGGCGUUCCACAAAUUGAAGUCACAUUUGAUAUUGACGCCAAUGGUAUCUUGAAUGUCUCAGCUUGCGACAAAUCCACCGGCAGGGAAAACAAGAUCACGAUCACCAAUGACAAGGGAAGACUCUCGAAGGAAGAAAUUGAACGCAUGGUCAGAGAUGCGGAGUCCUACCGUGCCGAGGACGAUAAGCAGCGUGAUCGCGUCAGUGCCAAGAACGGAUUGGAAUCGUACGUUUUCUCUAUGAAGUCAACCCUGGAUGAUGAAAAACUGAAGGAUAAAAUCCCAGAGGAUGACAAGAAAAAGAUUUUGGAGAAGUGCGACGAAACCCUCAAGUGGCUUGAUGCAAAUCAGUUGGCGGAGAAGGAGGAAUUCGAACAUAAGCAAAAAGAUCUUGAAGCCAUCUGCAAUCCUAUCAUGGUGAAGAUGUAUCAGGCAGCUGGUGGUGCGGGAGGCAUGCCAGGUGGGAUGCCGGGAGGUAUGCCUGGAUUCCCUGGUGCAGGUGGAGCGGCCCCGGGUGCAGGCGGUGCUGCGGGUAGCGGGCCCACCAUUGAGGAAGUCGACUAAAUCUCGGUGUCGAAUUUCUUAUGCACCGCGGGACUCUUCUGUCAGUUUUCUUUUUACCGAACUAGAAUUUUUUUUUCCUCAUGAAUUGCUUAGCCGGAUGAAUUGUUCUCUUGCUGAGCGUCGGACAAAUUCAGUAUAACUUGUCGAAGUGCGCUGUGUAUUGUGUUGAGCGUGUCCACGUAUUAUGUCGCUUCUGAUAAAAACUGCCGUCGAACUGGAAA
Notodromas monacha is the source of this 1997-nucleotide messenger RNA. The record is from the annotation of a GenBank genome assembly. Lineage: Eukaryota; Metazoa; Arthropoda; Ostracoda; Podocopida; Cyprididae.